Hevea brasiliensis (rubber tree) is the source of this 1483-nucleotide messenger RNA. RefSeq lists its product as uncharacterized. The transcript has 2 exons. Bases 565 to 1167 code for a protein of 200 amino acids. The record is from RefSeq and is a predicted model, not a curated record. Lineage: Eukaryota; Viridiplantae; Streptophyta; Magnoliopsida; Malpighiales; Euphorbiaceae.
UCUGCAAUGCCAUGUAGAUCUUUCCAGAUCUGUUGCAUUGAACCCUAACUCCCAAUUCAAAGCUUGAAACUUUUCACACUAUUAAUUCUAAUUAAAAGAUGAUUAGUUUCAAAAUGUAAGCAAGAGUACUCACGCCUUUCUGACAAGCUGGGAAAUUGGAUUUCUAUGGUUCUGAGUCCCCGGUUACUUCUUUGCAGGUUGGUAAAUUUGGUGUCAGAUCGGCAGGGAGUGGUUGAACUUGGACUUAAAAAAAAAAAAAAAAAAAUUAAUUACACUUCAACUCAGGAAUUAGAGGAUCAAAUUCUGAGUUUAUGCAACUAUUAUUGGCUACUUUCUGCCUUUGCCUUUCAGGUUGCAAUAUUGAGUGCUAACAAAACUGCUUGAUAAGCUUUGAAAGGGUAUUUUACUUUGGUUUUGGCAUGUGGAUUUUUCUUGUCAACUGUCAUGAAUGGUUAAUGAUAGCGAGUUUCUGAUACUAUACUUUGAUUGCUGGGGAAAAUGUUAUGCUGAGAUUCUGAGAAUUAGGAUUAAUGACUAAUUGUCAGUUAAGUAGUUGUUAAAGAAAUGAGGAGAGGCUACUAUUUGAAGAAUCCAAUUGCUUUUGUUGGUGUUGUGGUUUCUGUUUGUUGCCUUUUGGUAAUCAUGAUUUCAUUUCUUAGACUUCCUGUCCCUGAGGUAUCAAUAGGAAAUAAAGUGAUGAAACCUUACAAGACCGUUAAUAGCAGGAAAGUUUUCAAGGAUGAACGGAUAGGAAAGUUUGGUGAGAUGAUGAUUAAAAUGUUGCCGGAAGAACUUGCUUUUACAGUCUUUAUCCCUUCGGAGAAAUCUUUCGAGCGUGAUUUGAGGCUACGGGUGAAUGAUAGUUUGCUAGCAGAGAAGAGGAAUGAUACAUAUGCAGUGGUUUCUCGAGUAUUGGGUUUCUCAGCUAUGCCUCGAACUCUCUCUUCAGAUACAGUAUCCUCUAGUAAAGAGGUCAUUUAUGAUUCAUUAUCUGGGUUUACAUUAUACAUUUCGAAGGAUGCAGCUGGAAUGCUGGUGGUUAAUAGAAUUCGAUCGGAAAGAGUAGAUGUUAGAAGAGGCGAGAUCAUUGUACACAUCAUGGAUGGGGUAAUUAUGGAUGCUGACUUUGAACAGUCAGUUCAGCCUGAUGAUAAUGAAGAAGAUUAAAUGAAGUUAAUGCAUAAUCUGUUUACAGAAGACUGAAAAUGUAGCUGCUUCGCCGGUACAUUCUGCAUAAACUUGUUUUAACAUGUAAGUUGAUCAAAAUAUUCUCACUUUUGGUACAUCAUAAUUUUAGAGGGAACUGGGUGACCCAGAUGUAAUGGGAGCUAUCACCCCAGAUCCAACGGGCAACAUACCUUUUAUCUUAAAAAUAUAGUGAAGGCAAAUAUGGUAUUAAAAUUUGAAUGGAUAAUGUAACAUUUCUUUAUUCAUAUACAAAACUUUGAUUAAUUGAAUUUGUUAUUUUUAUUUUCUUGGGCUA